This is a messenger RNA of Telopea speciosissima, 1199 nucleotides long. Its product is annotated as stromal cell-derived factor 2-like protein. Lineage: Eukaryota; Viridiplantae; Streptophyta; Magnoliopsida; Proteales; Proteaceae. The transcript has 6 exons. Bases 257 to 907 code for a protein of 216 amino acids. The record is from RefSeq and is a predicted model, not a curated record.
CUUUCACCGAAGAAGACGGUGGGUCUGAGAUCCACAUCUUUUCUGGAGCUUCGCUCUGGAUAGCCCAACUGAGCGAAUCGUGGCUCCUUCAGGGCCACAGAGCCUAUCUCGAAGGAAACCCUCCUCUUCUACCUCUUCCUCACCACAAACCCCAGUUUCAAGGCCGACGCGGAUUAUUCACAGUGGAACAUCGCCUCCUUCUCAGUCCGAUCUCCCUUUUUGGCAGCAGAACUGGUUCAUCGUCUUCCUCUUUUUCAUGGCGAUCUCCUUCUUGGUUCUCGCUCUCUUUCUCUACGUCGGCAUUGACUUGGAUCAGAGCGCUCCUUCUUCCGCUUCGGCCGCCGCCUCCGAAGGUGUUGAGAUUACGUAUGGGUCGGUGCUUAAAUUGAUGCAUGAGAGGACAAAUUUCCGGCUGCAUUCACAUGAUGUCCCUUACGGCUCCGGCAGUGGACAGCAGUCAGUGACUGGUUUUCCCAGCGUUGACGAUUCGAAUAGCUACUGGAUCGCUAAGCCAGUGCUGGACUCAUCUGCCAAACAAGGUGAUAAAAUCAAAGCUGGAACUAUUAUCAGGUUGCAGCAUAUGAGGACUCGGAAAUGGCUGCACAGCCACCUGCACGCAUCUCCAAUAUCGGGCAACCUGGAGGUGAGCUGCUUUGGAGGAGAAGAUGAAUCUAAUACUGGGGAUUAUUGGAGGCUUGAAAUUGAGGGUGGUGGGAAAACAUGGAAGCAAAACCAGAGGAUCAGGCUUCAGCAUGUGGAAACUGGUGGUUAUCUACACAGUCACAACAAGAAAUACCAAAGGAUAGCUGGAGGUCAACAGGAGGUUUGUGGUGUUCGAGACAAACGGCCUGACAACGUUUGGUUGGCAGCAGAAGGGGUAUAUCUCCCGGUCACUGGAACCAAUUAGAGUUAGUAUCUCUGCUCUAAUUAACACUGAAAAAUCAAAACAGGACAGUAUUUCUGGUUGUGGAUAGUGAAAGCAAUAGUUCUUUGAGCAAAAGAAUCACAUUUUAUUGAAACGGGUAACUAGCUGUGUGACAGAUUCCAUCAAUUAAUUUUUAUGUCAAGAACCCCAGUUUUGAUCUCAAGGGGACUAACCACUCUGUGGAGUUCGGGCAACUUCUGCACCAAUCUUUGAGUAGAUUUUGUAGAAUAUUUGUGUCUGGUUUGUGCAUCUGAAUUUCUUAACUCUAUACUGC